GUAUUUUAAUCAGUGGGAUGGGCCCACAGUGGCAUAUAAAUAGUGGAGUGUCUGUGGUGUCAGGUCACACAGCAGGAACGCUUCCAUAUCCAGCUGCAAAGAUGGUGGGGGUCAGCGUGUGGAUGUUGGUGGGGCUGUUCGCCUGUGCUUUCACUUCCUGUUCUGCUCACAGCCUCGUCCCAGACAAACAGGACAGUCAAAUCGUGCACUGCGACCUUCAGUGGGCUUGUCCCGACGGCACAACCUGCUGCCACCACCCCAAAGGGGGCUGGUUCUGCUGCCCCUACAGCCCCGGCCGCUGCUGUCUGGAUGGGUACCACUGCUGUCCAUACGGUUAUGACUGUGACCACACCUACACACACUGUGUGAGGGAAGGCCUGACUUACCCCUUCACACCCAAACAACCCGCAGCUUCACACCCUGCCUUCCACAUUUCCACUGCAGAGGAGGAAGACAGCGUAAAGGAGACAGUGGUGGCAGCUCUGACCGUGGCCAGUGUCAGCACCGAUAAGUCUGAACUCGUCCGCUGUGAUUUCAAGACCUCCUGUCCACCUGGGACUAAGUGCUGCAGAGGCCCCACAGGGAGAUGGAGCUGCUGCCCUUACACACUGGGUCAGUGCUGCAGAGACGGUAUUCACUGCUGUAAGUUUGGAUACACGUGCGACCCCUCGUCCCAGUUCUGUAGGAGAGGCUACCAUCAGAUCCCCUCUGGGGCCCAGGAGAACACCAUUGAAGAGUGAAGGCAGUGUGAAGUCACAAAUGUGCAGUACAAUCAACAUUUUUAGAACAAAUGAAAUAGAUGAUUACAGUACACAAAUUGUUCCGCUGCAGUGAAAGUAUAUACACAAUGAGAAUCCAUGAAUAAAGCAUCAGUUAACCCUCA
This is a messenger RNA of Sphaeramia orbicularis (orbiculate cardinalfish), 883 nucleotides long. RefSeq names its product granulin a, tandem duplicate 1 (gene grna.1). The transcript has 5 exons. The coding region runs from base 18 to 740 and encodes 240 amino acids. The record is from RefSeq and is a predicted model, not a curated record. Gene Ontology annotation, cellular component: extracellular region. Lineage: Eukaryota; Metazoa; Chordata; Actinopteri; Kurtiformes; Apogonidae.